CUGCGUCAUACAUCACCACCACCCCAGCCUAUAGCACGAAAAGCAACGUCGGCUGCGCGUCUGCCGCCAUGCAUGCGCCCUCAAGAACGUGUAGCUACGGCGCUCGUCACGCCGCUUGCGGCGGAAUGCUCGCGUGUGGUCGCGCGGGACCCUGGAUGCGCUUCCCGGGACCACGCUGCCAUUGGAAAGGCGCUUUUCCGCAAUCGAGUGUAUGUCUGGACGCGUUGCGGGAUCGUGCGAAAUGGUAGCGGACUAGGUGCCACCGAGCGGGGUCCUUUAUAUACCUGCUCUGGUGCGUCGUUUGCGUUUCUGGACGAGGCAUCUCUCUGUUGUGGCAUGGCAGUCAUGUGGCUCUCGUGCGCAUGUUUGUGUGUUUUGUUUGCGGCCGGCUCUGCCCGGCUGGUGACCGUGCCGUCGACACCGUUCAGGGAGACAUAUGGGAGCUUGUCGCUUUCGAGCCUCCGCAGUAUUACGGUCGACUCUCACUAUGCCAACGCUACCAAUAAAGAGGGAGAGACACUCAUUCCGCCUACCUUGCACCAGUUCGCGCGGACGUUUGCCGAUGACCUAGGCUCGUCUUGCGGUGUGAAUCUCUCGAUUGUUCAGUCAUCGAAGCCAGCAAAUGGGUCCAUAUUCCUCACGCUAGAUCACGAGACCGAGUUCCUCGAUGCGGCCGGCCGGCCCACGUCCGAGGGGUACUCCAUCUCAAUCAGCACGAACGGCGUCGUGGUCGCGGGCGCCAGUCCGCUGGGCGCGUGGUGGGGAACGCGGACGCUCAUCCAAGCAGCCGUGCUCCAGAACAACACGCUCGCGGCGGGGACAGCCAUCGACGCGCCCGGCUGGGGCACGCGCGGCAUCAUGCUCGACGCCGGGCGGCACUACUACCCGCCCGGGUUCCUGGUCGAGAUGUGUUCGUACCUCAGCUUCUUCAAGCAGAACACGUUUCACGUGCACCUGAGCGACAACACGGGCAGCGUGCACCUGGACGACUACGGCUACGAGAUGGGCCUGUAUGCGGCGCUGCGACUGGACUCGGACGCGCCGGCCGUGGCGGGCCUGAACAGGCGGCGCAACGAGUCGUACACGCGCGCCGUCUUCGACGACGUCCAGACGCAGUGCGCUCGGCGCGGCGUCACUGUCGUGCCUGAGAUCGAGGCCCCAGGGCACGCGCUCGUCAUCUCGCAGUGGAAGCCCGAGCUGGCGCUCGCGUCCGACUACAGCAUGCUCAAUAUCAGCCACCCGGAGACGGUGCCGACGGUGAAGGCGAUCUGGAAGACGUUUCUGCCGUGGUUCCACUGCAAGACCGUCCACAUUGGCGCCGACGAGUACGACGACGAGCUCGUCGCGCAGUACAACGACUUCGUGAACGAACUGAGCGCUUUCAUUGCCAGCGAAUCGGGCAAGCACACGCGCAUAUGGGGCACCUUUCCCCCGUCGGCCAAGUACACCAACAACGUGCACCGCAACAUCUCGAUCCAGCACUGGGCGUUUACGGAAGACAACCCGUACCACGAGUACAUCGCACGUAACUACAGCGUCCUCAACUCCGACGACGCCUUCUACAUCGUGGCCAAAUACAGCCGCAGCUACCCGCAAACGCUGAACAAGACGCGCAUCUUCCACGGCGACCCCAGCGGUGGCGCAUUCGCGCCGCACAUCUUCGACACCAAGAACGCAAGCAACAACGCCCCGCGCGCCCACCCCGCCCUCCUCGGCCACGUCGCCCCGCUCUGGAACGACUUCGGACCCAACGCCACCGUCUACUCGGAAGCGUACUACGCGUGGCGCGACCUGCUGCCCGCGCUCGCAGACAAGCAGUGGGGCGGCGACGUCGCGGAAGCAGAGUACGACGGCGCGUUCGCGCGGCUGCACGCGGCUGUUCCCGCGCAGAAUCUCGACCGCGCGGUCACGAGCCGGGGAAGGACGAUUCUGCGCUACGACUUUGGCGGCAGUGAUAGCGACGGCGUGGCCGAGGCUGCGGACGGCGGCGGUAGUGUGGUCGCUGUCGCGGACACGUCGGGCAAUGGCUAUGAUGGCGUGGUGCAUGGCUGCGCGGUGAGCGGCGGCGCUGUGCGCUUCGAUGGGUCCUGCAAUGUCGCGACGCCGCUGCGCAGCAAAGGGCGCGGGUACCGGCUGGCGGUCUCGGUGCGCGUGGACUCUGUGCCCGCAGAGGACUCAGCCGCAGUGCCCGGUAGUAGUGGCGGCGGCGCGCUCCUCAGCGGCGCGGACUCGGCGCUGCUGCUGCAGCCGCGGGCGCGGAACGGGGUCGGCGUGGCGCCCGUGCUCGUGGCGAGCGGGUUCGGCGUUGGGGUCGAGUAUGCGCUGCCUGUGGGGGAGUGGGUGGAUUUGGCCGUGGUGGGGGAGGCGGGGAGGACGUUUUUGGAUGUUAGGGAGGGUGGGAAGGAAGAGGGGAGGGUGGAAAAGGAAGUGGGGGAAGAGGGGAGGGUGGGCGUGGAAGAAGAGGUGUGGGCGGGCGAAGAGGAAGAUGGGAAUGUGGGCGUGGAGGAAGAAAAAGGUGAGUGGAAGAGGUACGAGUUCAGAGUCAGCAUGGGGAUAAUGGGGCAAGAGAUUGUGGAGGGGCCGGUGGCGAUUGAGGCGCCUGUGGGGAGGAUAGGGGGGGAGGGGUUCGUGGGCGCUGUGAGGGGGGCGGUGCUUCUGGAGGGAGAGGGGGGUGAGGAUGGGGGAUAUUGAGGUGGUGCGUGUGUGUGUGUGGAGAGAGUGAGGCGUAGGCAUCAGAGCGACAUGAGCUCCACACUUACCUCUCCACGCUCCAAUCAAAGCCAAACAUCAAGCCCAACUCUAAGUCCAUGCCACAAGUUUUACACAUUGCACACAGUUAGUUUUGUUUUCCCGCAAGC
This is a messenger RNA of Aplosporella prunicola CBS 121167, 2858 nucleotides long. RefSeq names its product glycoside hydrolase family 20 protein. Gene Ontology annotation, molecular function: beta-N-acetylhexosaminidase activity. The coding region runs from base 73 to 2691 and encodes 872 amino acids. The transcript has 2 exons. Gene Ontology annotation, biological process: carbohydrate metabolic process. NCBI's taxonomy places the organism in Eukaryota, Fungi, Ascomycota, Dothideomycetes, Botryosphaeriales, Aplosporellaceae. The record is from RefSeq and is a predicted model, not a curated record.